Molecule: messenger RNA, 1125 nt
Organism: Aspergillus oryzae RIB40
Lineage: Eukaryota; Fungi; Ascomycota; Eurotiomycetes; Eurotiales; Aspergillaceae
Product: putative glycosyl hydrolase
Exons: 3
Coding region: 1-1125 (374 amino acids)
Biological process (GO): carbohydrate metabolic process
Source: RefSeq, a predicted model, not a curated record
AUGUCGCCCUCACCCCGGUCGCUUUUGGCCCCCUUGCUUCUGGCGACAUGCGUGUCCGCCGAGAGUGUCGCCAUCUCUCGAGCGGAAACCGCCCUCACCACGUUGCAGACAUGGUAUAACUCAUCCACCGGCAUGUGGAAUACCUGCGGGUGGUGGAACGGGGCCAAUUGCAUGACAGUGCUGGCGGACCUGGCCCUCGUCGACGACUCGGAGUCGGUCAACAACACUGUGAAAGAAGUAUUCGCAAACACCUUCAGUGUCGGGCCAGUGUCGAAUCCGUAUCCUGACCGGAAUAACGAUUCCUACUAUUCAUCCGCCGUCCAGAGCAAGCGUUCUGUAGACGCCACGCAAUGGCUCGAUGGGUCCUAUGAUGAUGAUGCAUGGUGGGGGCUGGCGUGGAUCGCCGCGUACGACGUCACAGGAAUUGAGGAUUACUUGGAUUUGGCAGCUGGAAUUUUCAAACAUCUGAGCCAAGCUUGGCCAUCGAAAUGUGGUAAUGGAGGAAUUGACUCCGAUUUUCAACAUAUUUACGUGAAUGCCAUUACGAACGAGCUUUUCUUCUCGCUCGCGGCACAUCUGGCCAACCGCGCCUCUGACCGCGAUUAUUAUGUCGACUGGGCUCGGCGCCAAUGGACGUGGUUUAAGGACAGCGGGAUGAUUAACGUAAACAACACCAUCAACGAUGGGUUAUCGAGCGAUUGCAAGAACAACGGGGGAACAAUAUGGUCUUAUAAUCAAGCAGUCGUUCUGGGAGGACUCGCCGAGCUUGACCGGGCAGUCUCCAACGAAUCAUACGUGGAUGCCGCAGCAAAGCUUGCCAAUGCCUCGAUCGCGUAUUUCGCGGACGACAACGACAUCAUUCAUGAGUCAUGUGAACCGGACAGCUGUGACAGCAACGAAACCCAAUUCAAGGGUAUCUUCAUCCGGAACUUGAAGCUCCUGCACUCUGUUGCCCCGAACGAUGUGUACGCGAAGGUAAUCAACGCGUCUGCCAACAGUAUCUGGCAGAACGAUCGCAAUGCGCAGAACCAGCUGGGUGUGGACUGGGCGGGCCCCGUCUCUCAGGUGGAUGCUUCGACACAUAGCUCUGCCAUGGAUGCGUUGGUUGCAGCGAUUGGGAUCUGA